Molecule: messenger RNA, 1560 nt
Organism: Pestalotiopsis fici W106-1
Lineage: Eukaryota; Fungi; Ascomycota; Sordariomycetes; Amphisphaeriales; Sporocadaceae
Product: Signal recognition particle protein
Exons: 2
Coding region: 1-1560 (519 amino acids)
Biological process (GO): SRP-dependent cotranslational protein targeting to membrane; SRP-dependent cotranslational protein targeting to membrane, translocation
Cellular component (GO): signal recognition particle, endoplasmic reticulum targeting; cytosol
Molecular function (GO): GTP binding; 7S RNA binding; ATP hydrolysis activity
Source: RefSeq, a predicted model, not a curated record
AUGGUUCUUCAAGAUCUCGGCCGGCGCAUCAGCACGGCCUUGCACGAUGCCACUCGUGCACCCAAUCUCGAUGAGAAGGCCUUCAAGGCUAUGCUCAACGAGAUCUCCCACGCCCUCCUCGAAGCCGACGUCAACGUGAAACUCGUCAGCAAGCUAUCCAAUUCGAUAAAAUCACAGGUCAACUUCAAAGACCUGCCCCCCGCCGUCAACAAGAAGCGCCUUAUUCAGAAAGCCGUCUUUGAUGAGCUGGUCAAGCUAGUCGAUCCCCAUGCCGAACCUUUCAAGCCCAAGAAGGGCAAGUCCAACGUUAUCAUGUUUGUCGGUCUGCAAGGUGCUGGUAAAACAACGACAUGUACAAAGCUGGCGCGACACUACCAGGCCCGUGGAUUCCGCGCUUGCUUGGUGUGCGCCGAUACCUUCCGUGCCGGUGCUUUUGAUCAGCUGAAGCAGAACGCCGUCAAGGCCAAGAUCCCGUAUUAUGGUUCACUCACGGAGACGGAUCCCGCUGUCGUGGCUAGGGAGGGUGUCGAGAAAUUCAAGAAGGAACGCUUCGAAGUCAUCAUUGUCGAUACCUCUGGAAGACAUCGACAAGAGUCUGCGCUGUUCCAGGAGAUGAUGGAUAUCCAAACCGCCAUCAAGCCCGACGAGACCAUCAUGGUUCUCGACUCGUCCAUUGGUCAACAAGCCGAGUCGCAAGCCAAGGCGUUCAAGGAAGCUGCCGACUUUGGAGCCAUCAUCAUCACCAAGACGGAUGGUCAUGCCAGCGGUGGUGGUGCUAUCUCAGCCGUCGCUGCGACACAUACACCAAUCGUUUUCAUUGGAACCGGAGAGCACAUGUUGGAUUUCGAACGUUUUGCGCCACAACAAUUUGUCAACAAGCUAUUGGGCAUGGGAGACAUGGCUGGGCUGGUCGAGCACGUUCAGUCUCUGAAGUUGGAUCAAAAGGACACCAUCAAGCACAUUACCGAGGGUAUAUUUACAGUGAGGGAUCUCCGGGACCAAUUGGGCAACAUCAUGAAGAUGGGUCCAUUAUCCAAGAUCUCAGGCAUGAUUCCUGGAAUGGCCAACCUGCCUGGCAUGGAUCAGAUGGACAACGAAGAGUCCAGCGCCAAACUGAAGCGCAUGAUUUACAUUUGCGACAGCAUGACGGAGAAGGAACUUGACAGCGACGGCAAAAUGUUUGUCGAGCAACCUACCCGAGUCGUGCGUGUAGCUCGUGGCAGCGGCGCCAGCGUAAGAGAAGUAGAAGAACUGCUUACUCAACAACGAAUGAUGGCCGGCAUGGCGAAGAAGAUGGGAGGCAACAUGAAGAACAUGCAGCGCGCACAGCAGGCCAUGGGUGGCGGUAACAAGGCACAACAAAUGGCGGCUAUGCAGAAGAGGUUACAAAGUAUGGGUGGGGCUGGUGCUGGAGGUAUGCCAGACAUGGCCAGUCUAGCCAAGAUGUUCGGUGGAGGCGGCGGCGGUGGCAUGCCCGGCGGAAUGGACAUCCAGAACAUGAUGAAGUCGAUGGGUAUGGGCGGUAUGAUGGGAGGUGGCGGAAGAGGUGGCAGAAGGUAA